Nelumbo nucifera (sacred lotus) is the source of this 2265-nucleotide messenger RNA. RefSeq names its product transcription repressor KAN1-like. Gene Ontology annotation, biological process: abaxial cell fate specification; regulation of DNA-templated transcription. The record is from RefSeq and is a predicted model, not a curated record. Gene Ontology annotation, cellular component: nucleus. Gene Ontology annotation, molecular function: transcription cis-regulatory region binding. Lineage: Eukaryota; Viridiplantae; Streptophyta; Magnoliopsida; Proteales; Nelumbonaceae.
AGGAAGUAGAAGUGGAAGUGCCCAUUUUAACUGCUUUGCGUGUUUUCACUAGUAAACACUUCAAACCAGAAGAGAGAAAGAGAGAGGAGCCUUGUUCUAGUGUCAUUAUCUGUGUGAUAUUCUCGUGGGAAAAAAAACCCAAAUCCUCUACUUUUCAUGUGUUUUCCAUUUUUUAUUAAAUUCUUUUUCUUUUCAUUGAUUAACAACAUAUACAUCCAUCAAUAUUCCAUCUCUUCUCUCCACCCCCUUUCUCUCGAGCAUGUCUGUUGGUUGGAGAAGUUAGAGAGGAGUCGUCUUUCUUUCUUUGGGCCUUUUUCAGACUCACCUCCCAUUCUUUCGAGCAUAUCAAGGUGCUUCUUUCUUCAGUCAUAUCUAAUCAACUGUCUCCACCAAUCAUUCUGUUGGUUCUCCAAACGAGAAGAAACCCACUUUAAUAGAUGCAAAUUGGGUCAGAGAGUGGUGGGUUUUUCUUGAGCUCGAGCUAAAGCUGAACGACGGCCAAGCUUUCUUCUUCAGAAUUGGAGCUAAAGCCUAAAGGCAUCCUUUGACAGAAGUAUGUUCAUUAAACCCUCCUCAGUGCCAGCUCCUGAUCUUUCCUUGCACAUUAGCCCCCCUAACAGUGCCCCAUCGUCGAUUUGCAAUAACAGUAGCGAACAAGAGACCAGCUUCGACCUUUGGCGAAGACAUGAAGGUCACAGAUCCAACAAGACUAGUGACAGCAGCUCGGUGAGACCUGAUUCGCAAGCUUACAUCGAGCUCUCACUGGCGAGCCCAAGGAACGGAUUGGAGGCAGAAAACCAUCAGUGGAUCAGGAGAAACUUCAUUAGGGGAGGUGAAGAGGAAUUAUCUCAUCGGCAACAACCACAUGACCAGUAUUCUAAUCAUCGCCACCACCUCCGCCAUCCUAACGACAACCACGGCGCCUCAGUCCUUGAUGCUUCAGACGGGCUCAGGCCGAUAAGAGGGAUUCCCGUCUAUCACAACCGCUCAUUUCCUUUCAUGCCUGUAGAGCAUUCAAUAGAGAAUGAUGCAAAGAUGUGCUUCUACCAAAUGUCUUAUCCCUCUUGGUCUUCGUCCUUGUGUUCAUCCUCGUCCACUCCAUCUUCAGCUUCUCCUUCUCCCCCUUUCCUGGGAGGAGGUUUCGAUCGAAAUCCCAUGACAAUCUUACACUCCGGGACAAACUCACCGUCUCCAUCUACAGCUUAUCGGAUGGCAACUGCUACAAGGUUUAAUGGAUUAUCACAGGAUACACUGAAAUCCCACCAACUUCACCAGCAUCAGUAUGGAAUUGGACCUUCCGAUGCAUCUCAUGCGAUGAUUAGAUCAAGAUUCAUGUCCAAGCUCCCGACGAAGAGGAAUAUGAGAGCACCAAGAAUGCGCUGGACAAGCACUCUUCAUGCUCGCUUCGUUCAUGCCGUGGAGCUCCUUGGUGGCCAUGAAAGGGCUACUCCAAAGUCAGUUCUAGAGCUCAUGGAUGUCAAAGAUCUUACUUUGGCUCAUGUUAAGAGCCAUUUGCAGAUGUAUAGAACUGUUAAGACAACUGACAAGCCUGCGGCUUCUUCAGGUCAAUCAGAUGGGUCAGGAGAUGAAGACUUACCUCCAGCAGGCACUAAGGACGACCUGAAUUUGCACCCAAUUGUGGAUCAGAGAGGAUCGUCAGAUGGAUCUGUGCAGCAAGAUGCAGAUUAUCCUUACACUACUACUUUGUGGAGUGAGUCUUCAAGCAGAAGAGGAGAUUGGCUGCAGACCAACUCAAGCGACAUGAAUGGGCAUACACCAGAAACCUUCUCUUCUCGACAAAGAUCUGGAGACCAAAUUGAGGAAAGCGAUUUGACCCGGCCUAAAAGCUUUCUGGGGUCUCACUUGGAACUCAAAAACCCGAGCUUGGAAUUCACCUUAGGCAGACCAGACUGGUGUGGUGAAGAACAUGACUGAGCAGCAGGAUUCAAAUUGUCAAUAUUUUAAUUAAGCUGCCAUUCCAUGUUUGGUUCUGUAUUUCAUCUGUUAGAAAAGAAACAUAUAUAGAUAUAUAUAGAGAGAGAAAUAUAUGGGCAUACGCAAAAGAAGAUGUUGAUUUUGAUUAAGAAAUCAUAUCCUAUUAUUUCCAUUUUAAAUCUCACAUCUACAACUACAAGCACCUUUUUUUUUCUUUCGAGUACGUGUACUUGGCAACACACAGCACUUUAAUUUGAGUUAUUAAUUCCAAGAACAGAAGUUGAGAAAGAAGGAGAAGAACAAAGAAAUGGAACCAGAUCAGGUUUAACA